Molecule: messenger RNA, 2164 nt
Organism: Athene cunicularia (burrowing owl)
Lineage: Eukaryota; Metazoa; Chordata; Aves; Strigiformes; Strigidae
Gene: TTC33
Product: tetratricopeptide repeat domain 33
Exons: 4
Coding region: 9-794 (261 amino acids)
Molecular function (GO): protein binding
Source: RefSeq, a predicted model, not a curated record
UUCUCUGAAUGGCUUCUUUUGGGUGGAAGAGGAGGAUUGGUGAGAAAGUUUCAAAAGCUACUUCUCAGCAAUUUGAAGCAGAAGCUGCAGAUGACGAGGAUCUGGCUGAUGACGAUGAUACUAACUGGGUGCAUGCAACUAAGAGAAGAAAGGAAAUUCUUGUAGAAGACUGUGUAAAGAAAAGUAAAGAGCUGAAGGAUGAAGGUGCAAACUUGGCUGAAAAUAGGAGGUACCGAGAGGCUAUUCACAAGUGGGAUGAAGCACUGCAAUUAACUCCAGAGGAUGCUACACUUUAUGAGAUGAAAUCGCAGGUCCUGAUGUCUUUACAUGAAAUGUUCCCAGCAGUACAUGCAGCAGAAAUGGCUGUACAGAGAAACCCACGUUCCUGGGAUGCCUGGCAGACUUUGGGACGUGCCCAGCUUGGAUUAGGAGAGAUAGCACUGGCAAUCCGAAGUUUCCAGGUGUCCUUACACAUCUUUCCAAUGAACCCUGAAGUAUGGAAAGAGGACCUUUCCUGGGCGAGAAAACUACAUGAACAGCAGAAGGCAACCAAGACUGAGGCAGUGCAAACGCUGGCAAAAGAAAAAGAGCUUGCACAAGAAUCAAUUCCAGACUAUGACUUUGAAAGUGAUGAAAUUGUGGCAGUCUGUGCUGCCAUCGCGGAGAAGGAGAAAGCUCUUUCGGCAGCUAAAACGGUAGUGAUUGUAUCUGCUUCAGGCACAGUAGAGACUGUUACUGAGGAGGAGAAUUGUCCUACAACUCCUGAUGAAACCCUUUUCAUCAGAGCUCGAUAGGGCAGCCUUAUGGGUUGCCAUACUGUUUUAAGAACUAAUGUUAUUUAUUAUACUGGACUUGCUUUGUUUUUAAUCAGUGGGAGAGCCUACAGAAGUUAAAGGAUUGGAGUUAUUCUGUAAAUUGAAAAAGCAAUGACCUGAGUUGUUCCAUCCAGAGAUGAUGGAGAAGAAACCCAAGAGUUGAUUCUAAUGAUCUUAUGAACAAAUGUAAUGUUAAAAUGCUUAACUGCUUUCAUCUUUAUGUAUUUCAUAAUUUUACAACUUCAUGUCUACAUUUUCCCAGUAAUUGAUAAGCUUUUAUUUAAACAGUAAAAGAAAAAGGGAUUUUAAAAAAAUCUGUUUCAAUCCGUAUUCAUUAACAUUUUUCUUCCAGUUAAGGUGUUCUCUGUUAUCAGAAGUCUGUUUUCAUUAUGGUUACUUUUUCUAUAAAGAAGUUUUCUAUGAAGCAGAGAUGGAUUAUUUUUUUGCUUGUGUGUGUGUGAUAGAUCUGGCAUCUGAUUUGUAGCCAAAUUAAAUCAGUAGAAACCUUUAUAUUGCUUUCAUAAGUGAAUGGGUUAAACACUUUCUGAUGAGAUAAAAGGUAAUGCUGUACGAAACAAGGCCCUGAAUGUCUACUAAAUGUUUCACCAGGAGAAGGAACAUUCAGCUGAGACUGAAACUGGCAUUUCCUUAUCUUGAAUGCUGUGCUACAGACAUCACCAGAAGAGAAAUGGUGGGAGUUGGAAAUACGUAUGUCUGAAGUGUGUUACUUUUGGUCUUUUCUUUUUUAGUGAGGCUUAUCUGAUAAAGGGAGUAAAUUUGUUUUUCCUAAUUCUCAUGACCAGCCAUUUAAAGUAUGUUCUUAAUGAACCAGUUUUUCAGGGCAGCAUUGCUUGAGUCUUCCUUUUUAUUCUUUUUGGAAUUUGGGUGCUGUGGUGGGUAUUCACAUCAUGUUAACUUAGAGGCAUAACAUAGGAGACUUUUUAAUGUUCAUCUUUCUUUAGGGGAAGGUGGGUGUUGGUUCCUCACACAAGCAGUUCAGAGUAAUGAGAUCAGGCUGUUUCUUUGAUGUGUUCUGUUCUGGGACUGCUCUCUUUUCAUUGUUUGGAGAUGUGGUAGAGAUGGUCACCUCCUGACUGGACUGGAAAAAAUGGUCAACCAAGGAAUUCCUGGAGAAUUGAGGAUUGGGAACACGUAAUUUCUACUUGAUUUUGAUAACAUAUUGCAUGUUAAAAACAUUGGAGUAAUAGUUCUGUAGACAAGUGAUACCUUUUGAAAUCAGCCAUCUUUGCGUUUUUCAUAUCUGAUUUCUAUUUUCAAAAUAACACAUUUUAAAAGGAAAUAAUAUUGCUUGAGAAGGACAGUGAUUUUUGCAAAACAAAGUGUCUUGU